Molecule: messenger RNA, 3881 nt
Organism: Octopus sinensis (East Asian common octopus)
Lineage: Eukaryota; Metazoa; Mollusca; Cephalopoda; Octopoda; Octopodidae
Product: inositol polyphosphate 5-phosphatase K
Exons: 13
Coding region: 1641-2915 (424 amino acids)
Biological process (GO): phosphatidylinositol dephosphorylation
Cellular component (GO): cytoplasm; ruffle; plasma membrane
Molecular function (GO): phosphatidylinositol-4,5-bisphosphate 5-phosphatase activity
Source: RefSeq, a predicted model, not a curated record
UAAGGUGCCAAGCCAGCAGAAUUGUUAGCAUGCCAGGCAAAAUGCUUAGCAACAUUUUGUCUGUCUUUACAUUCUGAGCUCAAAUUCCACCAAGAUUGACUUUGCUUUCAUCCUUUCAGGGUCAAUUCUUUGAUUGUGAGCUCUAGGGUUGGUAUAAUUGAGUUACUUCCUUCCUUGAACUUGCUGGCCCAGAGCCAAAAUUUGAAAUCAUUAUAGAUUAUGCAUAUGAUUGCUAUAUAAUAUAGACAGAUACUAUAGGAAUAUAAUAUAGAUACCAUUGUUAUAUAAAAUUAGACAGGUACUGUGACCAUAUGGGUGAUAUAUGUGGCUAUAUAACAUAAGCAGACACUGUAGAUAGGUAGGUAGAUAGAAUGUUUCCACACCUUUCUAUAUACACAUGGAAAUAAGUAUAUGGAUAUAUAUUGUGGACAGACACACACAUAUAUACACACGUAGUUAGAUACAUUUGUUCAUACUGAAUUAGACAUAUGUACAAUAAGUAGCAACAGUAUGAUGUAUAUACUGGUAGAUGUAUAUACAUGUAGACACUAACAAGUGGACGUGUGUACACAUACACACACACACACACACACACACAUACAUACACACACUGACACCAAGGCUAGAGUGAUGGUGAUGAUGAUGAUGGUGAUAGUGGUGUGUUGUGACUUAACGCUUUCCAUUUAUUUAUUUCUCUGUUUAAACUGUCUCCGAAUAAACGUCCACUCAGGUGUAAAUCUGUUGUUAAGUGAUGACCUCAAGGUCCACUCACUUGAGUGGAGCAUCGCAAUCAAUUUUCUCUUGUCAAACAAAGAUACUGAGGUUGACUCAUUUGAGUGCAUAUCUCAACUUUACUCUUGUCAUGCCAAGAACACUCGAUUGAUUCACUUGAGUGAGUGCAAACCUCAAUAUGAUUUUGCCAAAUGAGGAUCUCAAGGCUAACUCAGGUGAGUUUAGGAUCUCAACUUUUUGUCAAAUAAGUCUUGAAGUUCACUCAUUUGAGUACAGAUAUCACUUUUUCUCUUGAUAUACCAAAGACAUGAGUUUCACUCACUUGAGUGCAAACUUCAGUUUUGUUUUGUCAAGGGAAACUCACCAAAAUAUAAUGAAUUUUUUUUUUUUAAAUUUGCCCAAAUUAAUUAAUUAAUCUCGUUUCCAGUUACAGCAGAUUGGAAACAAUAUACUGUAAUUGGUGUUCGUUAAUGUUAACAGUCAUGUAAUUAUUAUUAAUAUGUCUGCGGUUAACCAUGUUAGGUCAUGUGGGCAACACAGUCACAUGAUCUCCUUUAAUCCUUUCUAUUGGUGCUUAUUUUAUUUUGUUGACUUUUUUACGCAUGGUUUCUUUUUAUUUUUAUUGUUUUAUUUUCAUGCUGUUGUUAUUCUUCCGGUUUGUAUUGAACUUUCGACUUCUUGAUAGCAAAUGAAAUCGAUCUAAUAUAAUGUAAAAGAAAAAAAAGGAAAAAAAAACAGGAAAGAAAAGAAAAAAUAUUAAAUUAUAUUAAUGAUACAGAAGAAGAAGAAGAUGAUGAAAAAGAAUUUUGAAACAAUCAUGUGAAUAACAUUUUCUCCAUAUCAGAGCAUCAUCAAUCAAGUCUGCCGAAAAAAAAAAAGGAAAAACAUAGGAAGAACCGGAGAGAGACAUGGGCAAAGUGUGUUCUAAGAAAUUUAUUCCGAUCGCUAAAACGAAAGGUUCCAAGACUAUCAGGAUUUACCUGUGUACCUGGAACGUUGGCACUAAACCCCCGCCCGAUGACCUAGCGUCGCUACUCUCACUCGAUACAGACCUGCGCCCAGAUAUCUAUGUUAUUGGAUUACAAGAAGUGAGUACAUCUGAUCUCAGUGCUACAGACAAUCCCUGGACAAUAAAACUCACCUCUACUAUAUGUUCCAAAGGUUAUAUCAGAUUCAAAGAUGUCCGUCUCUCAGGAAUGCUGGAACUUGCUUUCUGUCGCCAGAACAUUUUCACAUCAAUUAAUGGCAUCGAAUCGGAGAAGACCAAAACUGGGUUCGGUGGCUGGUGGGGCAAUAAAGGUGGUGUCUGCAUCAGGUUUGAUGUCAAUGGUAUCAACAUGUGUAUCGUGAAUUCCCACUUAGCAGCCCACAGGGACCAGACUCCGGAACGAAUCAUGGAUUUAAACAGUAUCCUGGAAGAUCAGAAAUUUAGAGAUGAUGAUGUCAAUAAUAUAUUGGACCAUGAUUAUGUAUUGUGGCUGGGCGACCUCAACUUCCGGCUGGAUGACCUGCCCCGUGAAGAAGUGUUGACACGAAUCAAAGAGAAAGAUUACAGCUAUUUAUUACAUUAUGACCAAUUGAACAAGACCAGAAGCCAGGGCCUUGCUUUUGUUGAUUUCAAAGAGGGGCCAAUCAACUUCCCCCCUACCUACAAAUUUGAUGUGGAGUCUGAAAUCUAUGAUACCAGUGAGAAGCAACGCGUCCCUGCUUGGUGCGACAGAAUACUCUGGUUGGCCCACGACGACAGCUACGAAGGCGUGCAUCUCGACGUGAAGCAGCUGCACUAUAAACACCACCCCAGCUACAAGACCAGUGACCACCGGCCAGUUACAUCUCUGUUUGAGGUCAAGAUCCUGUCAUUUGUGACCAACACUCUUCCUGUCAUAUUCCACCAACAGAACAAGUGGGCAAAGGGCGAUGUUGUGGUAAAAUUUGUUAUUAACAGAUACCAACCAACCACCUGGGACUGGGUCGGUCUUUAUCAGGAAGAUUUCACCAACAUCGAUCACUACGAGGAUUUCGAAUAUGUUGUACCCCACAGCAAAGAGUCAGAAGAACCAUUAAAAGUGACAUUUCUGCUGAGCAAAUUCAAGCAUUUGCGAGGAAAACAUAUUUUACUGUAUAUUGGAACCUACAAGAAUACCAUGUUGGGACUGAGCAAUGUGUUCUUGAUCAACCACUGAAGACCAAAAACCACGUGUGAUGUUGUGGAGUUCAGUUCAGUCUAUUCUCCUUGGUGCUAACUGAGUCUGUCGUCUCAUCUCUUUGAUGUCAUCCUGACUUUCUCACAGAACAUUGGUCCUUUGUCGUUGGUGUGAGGAAGGAGAAGAAAAGGAAGGAGUGAGAGUCUCCUUCAACGCCAACUCCCCCCCUCCUUUCUCUCUCUCUCUCUCUCUCUCUCAUGAUCUCACCUCUUCCUCCUCCUUCUCUACUGAAAUAGCGUGACUGAUCUCUCUGGUUUGACACAGUGUGUAUGUCAGUAUGUACACAGAUUGUACUUAUAUAUAUAUAUAUAUAUAUAUAAUAUAUAUACACAUACUGAUGGAUGGACGGAUGUGUACAUGCGAAUACACGAGAUGGGGGUGGGCCAUACACUCUCCAUCUGUCUUGCAAUCCUGACCAUGUUACCAUAACAACAGACUAGUUUUUUUUAAAAAUUCCUUGACAACACUGCCACUCAUUCCCCACCCAAAUGUUAUUUUCUUAACCCCCCCCCUCACCACCACACUCUCUCUCUCUUUCAUUUUAUAAUCCUCAUACUUAAUUCCAUCAUACCCUUAAACUACCAUUCCUAAAUCUCCCACCUUCAUAUAUAUAUAUAUAUAUAUGCAUAUAACAUUAAAGGAGGGCAUGCACCUCCACCAAGCAUGUCUGAAGAAUUGUCAACAUUGCUAAGUGCAAUAGACGGUGCAAAACCAUGGCUACUGUUUUGACCAGUUACAUCAGACCUUCAAACCGGAAGUGGCAUUUUUCUUGGGAUAACAUUUACAUUUGUAUAUAAGCAUAAAUGUUUACUCAAAUAAAAUUGCAUUUCAUGUUCGAUGCUCUGAUGAAGCUGUAAGGUGAUACACAAGCAUUCAACUAUGAAUGCAUUGCAUCUUAUAGCAGAAACGGCUGGGAGCUAAUGAAGUUCCUUACAUCACUUUUUU